AUGAUUUUUCCCUGGCCGCCUUUCAUCUUUGGAGGUCAAUCCGUGUGUUUCUGUCUUCUCUCUCUCUCUCUCUCUCUCUCUAUCUAUCUAUCUAUCUAUCUAUCUAUCUAUCUCUCUCUCUCUCUCUUAUUGUUCAAUCGUGAACGCUCUGCCCUAUUUUAUCUAUCUAUCUAUCUAUCUAUCUAUCUAUCUAUCUAUCUAUCUAUCUAUCUAUCUAUCGCAAUCAAUAUGUGUCCCUAUCUGUCGAUCGGUCUAUCACAAUAUGCUGCACAAAAUAUUAAUUCACGACGAACGAGUUCAGCUCAGAAUUUGUCAGGGAUAAAAAUUUCAAAUAGGUGUUUGAAAUAUGACGGCAAACAAUAUUCAAAGAGAGACGAGAUUAUAUUUGUACAUCUAUCUAUCUAUCUAUCUAUCUAUCUAUCUAUCUAUCUAUCUAUCUAUGCUCAAAUCUAUGACAGUCUGCUCAUAUCUAUCUAUCUAUCUAUCUAUCUAUUUCUUUUUUAUUUUAUUUUUUUCUAUCUAUUACUUUUUUAUUUUUUUUCUAUCUAUCUAUUCAAACAUUCUGUUCAUAUCUAUCUAUCUAUCUAUGUAUUUACCAGGUUCAACAGGAAAUCUAUCUAUCUAUCUAUCUAUCUAUCUAUCUAUCUAUCUAUCUCAGAUCGUGACACUUUUAUCCCUGACGAGGAGCGCAUCUUUCCACCCCACUCCCCGCGUAAUGAAAUUUUAUUCCUCUCCUUCCUAAUUCUUCUUACCACUAAUUUUUUCACUUUCUUUCUUUCAUUCUUUCUUUCUUUCUUUCUUUCUUUCUUUCUUUCUUUCUUUCUUUCUUUCUUUUCAUUCUUUCUUUCUUUCUUUCUUUCUUUCUUUCUUUCUUUCUUUCUUUCUUUCUUUCAUUCUUUCUUUCUUUCAGAAAUUUUCCGUAACACAUUUUUCAUUUCAAUUAAUUUUGAUUUCCUACAAUACUUUGUUUCUUUCUAUUUUUGGUUCUUUUUUCUUUCCAUCCUUUUUCUUUAUUUAUCAUUCUCAUUUUAUUCUCUUCACUCUCUCUCUCUCUCUCUUUUCAGUUCCUCAAUUCUUUCUUUUCUUCUUUGUCUUUUUUUUCUAAUCAUUCUUUCUCCAUUCCUUUCCUCUUUUUACUUUAUUUGUUCCCUGUUUCAUUUCCCUUUUUAUAACUUAAUUAUUGGUUUUUGCGUUUUUUUCUUUUAA
Molecule: messenger RNA, 1206 nt
Organism: Acanthosepion pharaonis
Lineage: Eukaryota; Metazoa; Mollusca; Cephalopoda; Sepiida; Sepiidae
Source: the annotation of a GenBank genome assembly